UGGCAACGCUUUUCUCAUUAUUUGCCGCCAAAAUAAUUAUUAGUGUUUAUUUACGAAAGCCGCACGCAAAAUCGAAGAAAGGACAACGAAUGGACGUGGAAAUAAAGCAGCAGUUCGACGAGAUGGGCGUGGAGCCCGCGGACGCUGUGCUGGACAGAUGCGUGGAGCUGGCCAUCUCGUACAACGUCCACGACGCCACCGAGUUCGUGGAGCAGUGGAUGGCCUUCAGCUUGUCCCACCUCCAUGGCGAUGAUCCAGCGCUGGAGAACCUGGGUGACUUCGAGCGCAAGGUGCUGCAGCUGCGAAAGGACAAAGUGGGCUCCAAGGCAUCCGUGUCAAAGGCCAAGUCUUAUGCUCCAUCCUCUGUCCAGGAGACGAGCUCGCUGGCCACCUAUGGAGCGAUGGAAGACGAUCCCAUGCUUGACGACUAUGUCAGCGAGUCCGUGGCAGACUCAUCUGCCAUGCACACGCCCAAGGCUAAGAAGGAUUCGGGACGAGCCUCCAACCUCAAGGGCGGAGUGCUCUUCAGCCCCGCCAGCUACACACCGCAAUCCGCCAAGAGAAACUCAACGAUUGGAACGCCAAACGCCUCUGUGGCCGGUAAACCAGGCGACAUUGUGGACUCCUUUGGACACCCCAAACUGCUGGCCGGUUCCAGCUGGCAGUCGCAAAUGGAGCACCAGCUGCCUGUCACCCAAAAAUUGCUUCACAAAGACGCCCCACUGACCCUCGCCAAUCUGGGCUACAUGAACGAUCUGCUGGGCGAGCGAUGUGAUGACCUGCACGACCGUGUUGAGGACACCGGACGGGCGCUGGUGGACAAGAAACUCGGAGCAGCGGGAGCGGCCGAGUGCAGUUGGUAUCCGCACGACAAGCAGGCUCUGCAGGCUGCAGGUGGCCUCCAUGCGGUGGGCAUGAUCCACUCCGAGGACGAUGGCCCACUGGAUGCCCAUUCAGCCUGUUUGGCUGUUAUAGAUGACUCCACAGAUGAGGUUGAGGACAACUUCCUCUCACUCAACUUCUCUAGGAUUAGGUCAGCCAGCAUAUUUCCCGGCCAGGUGGUGCUCGCCAAGGGAUUUAUACCCAAGGGCAAGACCUUUGUCGUAGAGGAGAUCACAACGGAACGGAAACUGACGCCGCCCACUCCUCUUAAAGUGGACAGAGAGCUGCAGUUCGUGGUGGCCGCCGGACCCUUCACAGACAGCACGGAUCUGUUUUACGAACCGCUGCACGACCUGCUCAAGUACAUCAAGGAGCACAGACCCGAUGUUCUGGUGCUGACGGGUCCGUUCCUCGACGCCGAUCAUAAAAUCGUCGGCGAGCUGGCCGAGACUUUCGAUUCCUUCUUUGAGAAGAUGAUCGCUGGAAUAAUGGAGGCGGUUGGGAGCCACACCGCUGUGCUGGUGGUCAGCUGCCAGAAGGAUGCCAUGGCGCACUCUGUCUAUCCAACGCCGCCGCCCACUCUCCGCAAGACGUAUCCCAAUCUGCACAUGCUACCCGAUCCCUCGCUGGUCGAUUUGGAUGGAAUCACGUUGGGCGUCACCUCCACCGACGUGGUGGAUCAUCUGCUGAGCCACGAGUUCGCGGCAAAUGCCGGCGAGCGGAUGCACCGGGCCAUCAACCACUUGUUUCACCAAGGCUCCUUUUAUCCAUUAUAUCCGCCAGCGGACGAGGACAUGGCCUACGACUCCCAGCUGGCGCUCAAGUACGCCCAGAUUAAGCAGCUGCCCAAUGUACUCAUUCUGCCGGGCGAUCAGCGGCACUUCAUCCGCCUGGUCAGCGACUGCUUGGUGGUCAAUCCCGGUCGUCUGUCGGACAAGAAGGGCGGAACUUUCGCCCGGUUUCUGGUGGCACCCUCUGCGCCGGGAAAAGCGGCCAACAUGUUUAACAGUGUGGCGUGUCAAGUCAAACGUAUCUGACCACCCUAAUCAAUUGAUCAACUUUAAAAUAAUUAUAAUAAAAUAA
This is a messenger RNA of Drosophila gunungcola (fruit fly), 1965 nucleotides long. It is a transcript of the gene DNApol-alpha73, whose product is annotated as DNA polymerase alpha subunit B. The transcript has a single exon. Gene Ontology annotation, biological process: DNA replication initiation; DNA replication. The record is from RefSeq and is a predicted model, not a curated record. Bases 90 to 1919 code for a protein of 609 amino acids. Gene Ontology annotation, cellular component: alpha DNA polymerase:primase complex. Lineage: Eukaryota; Metazoa; Arthropoda; Insecta; Diptera; Drosophilidae. Gene Ontology annotation, molecular function: DNA binding.